AUGAUUAACUACUGUUAUGCGCGUUACGUAGGCCUACGGUACUUCGAUUACCGCCUAGUACCGGUAACAAGGGAGCAUCAAGCUUACGAGCUUAGCGGCUUAGAAGCAGAGCCCUGGAGCCCUGGAGCCCUGGAGUGGAGCGACGAUCGGGCUGGAUCCUGGGCCAUCUGGAAGAUGAAGGUGGUCCAAGUUGGUACCGGUGCAGCUUUCCCUGGACUGCUAGAGUCCAUUUGCCCCCCCCCCAUGCUCCCCCAUGACUCCUCUGCAGGGGAAUGUUCGGGUAUCGUUACCAUGUGCCAAGGCCUCUGCGAGCAACGCGACUCCACUCGUGCCACGAGGCUGACCCUUUCUGGGGGAAAAGUAGAGUUACAUUUCCCUUUUCGUGCUGGUUUCCCCAUCGGGAUUUCUCGAUUUUCUCCCUACGAUUAA
Molecule: messenger RNA, 429 nt
Organism: Penicillium chermesinum
Lineage: Eukaryota; Fungi; Ascomycota; Eurotiomycetes; Eurotiales; Aspergillaceae
Exons: 1
Coding region: 1-429 (142 amino acids)
Source: RefSeq, a predicted model, not a curated record